Messenger RNA from Psylliodes chrysocephalus, 1137 nucleotides. The record is from the annotation of a GenBank genome assembly. Lineage: Eukaryota; Metazoa; Arthropoda; Insecta; Coleoptera; Chrysomelidae.
UCCAUAUCCAUAUCCACGGUAUACGGACGAUUGGUUUAAUAGCCAUGGAACACGGUGUGCUGGCGAAGUAGCAGCUGCUCGCGAUAACGGAAUUUGCGGAGUCGGAGUCGCGUACGAUUCGAAAAUAGCAGGUAUUAGAAUGUUGGAUCAACCUUAUAUGACCGAUCUGAUCGAAGCUAAUUCAAUGGGACACGAACCGAAUCUCAUCGAUAUAUAUAGCGCUUCGUGGGGCCCCACGGACGACGGUAAAACCGUCGAUGGACCUAGGAAUUCCACGAUGAGAGCUAUAGUCAAAGGUGUUAAUGAAGGUCGAAACGGUUUGGGAAAUAUUUAUGUUUGGGCGAGCGGCGAUGGUGGCGAAGAUGACGAUUGUAACUGUGAUGGAUACGCGGCCAGUAUGUGGACGGCGACUACCGAUUUGUAUGGGAAAUGUACAACGACUCACUCGGGAACGUCAGCAGCCGCUCCAGAAGCGGCAGGUGUGUUCGCUUUGGCGCUCGAAGCAAAUAACAAGUUAUCUUGGAGAGACAUUCAACAUUUAACAGUGUUGACUUCGAAAAGGAAUUCACUGUUCGAUGCCAAAGGGCGAUUUCAUUGGACCAUGAACGGUGUAGGUUUGGAAUUUAAUCACUUGUUCGGAUUCGGAGUGUUGGACGCUGGUGCUAUGGUGGCGCUGGCUAAACGUUGGAAAACGGUACCGCCGAGGUUUCACUGCGAAGCUGGCAGCGUUAAUAAAAUUCAAUCUAUGAUUUUAAGUCGAAGACAAAACGAUGAUGACUCUCGGGAUGGUUUUUCAAAAUGGCCGUUUAUGACUACUCAUACUUGGGGUGAAUAUCCACAAGGCACAUGGAUACUAGAGGCCAAAUUCAACUCUCAAAUACCCCAAACCGGCUACAUAAAAGAAUGGUCUUUGAUGCUUCACGGAACAAAAGAACCACCGUACACGGAAUUGCCGGUUUUAGAUCCUCAUUCGAAAUUGGCGAUAGUGAAAAAAGCGCACGAGAGUCGCAUCAAAAUGUAACGUUUUUAUUUUCGAAAGAUUUUAACUUUUAUUUUCAAUUUCCAACCGUGAAAACAAUGCAAAUACGAUUUCGUUCCUAUUGUCACAUUCCAAUUAACUUGCAAUACGAUAAAAAU